Molecule: messenger RNA, 417 nt
Organism: Mixia osmundae IAM 14324
Lineage: Eukaryota; Fungi; Basidiomycota; Mixiomycetes; Mixiales; Mixiaceae
Exons: 1
Coding region: 1-417 (138 amino acids)
Biological process (GO): spliceosomal snRNP assembly
Source: RefSeq, a predicted model, not a curated record
AUGNUUGAACAGACGACAGCCACNGCCUUGCUGGGCUAUAUCGACGGGUGGCUCCAGGAGGCUCUUGACAGACAAGUCUUUGGACCCUCGACAGCGAUCGUGCCAAGCGCUGUUCGUAAGCGCAAAGCUAGCNCCAGCACCACGCCUGCAUCGCCCGGCAAGACUACCAACAAGACUAUCUUUGGCCCUCUGUGGCAUCAGUGGACCAUGCUCUGCUUCCUCAAGCUUGACGAACUGCAAGAUAGCAGCACGAUCGGUCAAUUUCGAGGCCUGGCGCGAACCUGUUUGACACUCAUCACNACGCUGUCAAGAGACGGUAUUGACACCAUCGAUGCGCUCGAUCAGAUCGCAGCAGCCUGGCAGGUUGUUCUCAUUGUCGCCAGCAUUUGGGGCCAGCAAGAUCUGCUUCUUAGCUAG